Molecule: messenger RNA, 2007 nt
Organism: Cryptomeria japonica (Japanese cedar)
Lineage: Eukaryota; Viridiplantae; Streptophyta; Pinopsida; Cupressales; Cupressaceae
Exons: 3
Coding region: 1-2007 (668 amino acids)
Molecular function (GO): nucleic acid binding; zinc ion binding
Source: RefSeq, a predicted model, not a curated record
AUGGGAGAUAGAGGAGAAGAGGAGGAAGUCCCUUUAAGGGUGACCAAUAUUGAAUUGACAAAGAUAGUCAGAGAGCAAGCAGCCAAGAACAAAAAGAUGGAGGCUGAGAUAGAGAAGUUGAAGAAGGAAAAGAGUAAGAAGAAGCAAUCAGAGGUCAUCUCAGAUUCAGAUGAAGAGGACCAAGAGGAAGAGAGGUCCAUGGAGGAGCCACAAGGAAGCAUGUCUGAAAGACAAUUCCUAAAUGCACUUGGAAAGUUGAGUAGGAAGGACACUAGGGUGGACUUGCCUAUGUUUCCUGGAAAGAUGAACCCUGAGGAGUGCCUUGAUUGGAUUGAGGCAAUGGAAAACUACUUUGAAUGUGAGGAAGUGGCUGAAAAUCAGAAAGUAAGGAUUGGAAAAUCUAGAAUGAAGGGGGCAGCCCUAAGUUGGUGGAAUUUCAUUCAAAAUGAGAGGAUAGAGGAAGAUAAAAACCCUAUCUCAACAUGGAGGAAGAUGGUGCUUGAAAUCAAGAAACAAUUUGUUCCUGAAGACUAUGAAGCCAAGGUACCUGAAAAUGAAAAACAAAAACUUGCAAGGUAUCUUAAUGGUCUCAAGUUCUCCAUCCAAGAUGAACUAAGUCUCUUUAACCCUGAGACUGUCCAUAAGUGUUUUCAAAUGGCAUUGAGGAUUGAGGAAAAACAGAAAAGAAGACAUGAUGCAAGCAGCAGCAGAGGAAGAGGAAAUCAGAACUUUAGGGGCAGGGGCAGAUUUCAAAACAAAGAUUUUUUUCCUAAAAACUAUGACAGCAGAUCACAAGAGGGCAGCCAAGGACAAGUAGAAAGAAGUAACACCAACCAAAGUCAGUUUAGAGGAAGAGGCAAUGGUAGAGGAAGAGGUGGAGGAAGAGGUUCCAGCAUGUUUACUGGAAGGUGUUUUUCUUGCAAUCAGAUUGGACAUCAGUCCUUUAGGUGUCCUGAAAAGAUGGGAAACACUGCUGCAAAUCAGAAAGAAAGAAGAAUACAACUCCUCAAUGAAGAAGAUUGUCAAAGCACCACCAGUUAUCACACCACCUCCUCUAAGCCAGCAGCACCUGAGAGUGGAGAAUGCCUCAUGUUCAAUAGAUCCCUCAUCAUGCCGUUCACACAAGAGCAGCCCCAAAGAAACAACUUGUUUAGAACCACUUGCAAGGUAAAAGGAAAAGUUUGUAAAGUUAUUGUUGAUUCAGGUUCUUCUGAAAAUUUGGCUUCUAAUGAAAUGGUGAAUAAGUUAGGAUUGGAAAGGAUACCCCAUCCUAAUCCAUAUAGAGUCUUUUGGCUAACCAAGGAACAACAAAUUUUGGUGAAAGAGCAAUGUUGGGUUGAAUUCAAGAUAGGUGAAUAUCAUGACAAGGUUCUUUGUGAGAUAGUAGAUAUGGAUGCAUGCCACCUUCUCCUUGGAAGGCCUUGGCAACAUGACACAAAUGCUCAGCAUGAUGGUAAGAAAAAUGUGAUUUAUUUAACAAAGAAUGGUGAAAUGUUUACUAUGACUCCUUUGAUUGAUGAUUGUAAAGAAAAGGUCAUUUCUAGUUCAGUUAUGUUGAUUGGUGAGAAAGAAUUUUUGGCUAACCUCAAGGAAGAGAAAGUGCCAUGUUUUGCAGUAGUUCUCAAGCUCAAGGAUGUGAAUCCCAAGAAAGCUAAAGGGCAGCAACCUCUUAGGAAGGUUGGACCAAAGGAAGUAGAAGAAAUGUUGGAGAUGUUUCAGGAUGUGAUAGCUAAUGAGGAAAAGGAUGCCCUUCCACCAAAGAGGGAGAUUAGUCAUUGCAUUGAUCUCAUCCCUGGAUCCACCCUACCAAACCAAGCAGCCUACAAGCUUACACCAGAGCAAAAUGAAGAGGUAGCAAGGCAAAUCCAAGACUUGUUGGAUAGAGGGCUUAUAAGGAGGAGUAUUAGCCCAUGCGCAGUACCUGCAUGGCAGCAAGGAAGAACACCUAAUGCAUAUCCAACAGGUACUCAAGAGGCUUCAAGAAGAGAGGUUGAAAAUCAACCUUGA